Mya arenaria is the source of this 1843-nucleotide messenger RNA. Its product is annotated as deoxyribonuclease-1-like. The transcript has 12 exons. Gene Ontology annotation, cellular component: nucleus. Gene Ontology annotation, biological process: DNA catabolic process. Gene Ontology annotation, molecular function: DNA nuclease activity. NCBI's taxonomy places the organism in Eukaryota, Metazoa, Mollusca, Bivalvia, Myida, Myidae. The record is from RefSeq and is a predicted model, not a curated record. Bases 136 to 1326 code for a protein of 396 amino acids.
GUGAACUACAUGGUAUUUAUUAGAGUAUGGAAUGGGACAUUACACUUUAAGGUCGUUUAUAUACAGGUUGACUAUAAACGGACUACAUGUAUUAAUAGUGAAUGUGACCUCAGGUUUAUAUCACAGAGUUGAGCAAUGGGUGUGGUUUGGUGGAGGUGGGUGAUGCCGAUUUGGUUCCUUGCGCUGCCAGUCAUUGGCAGAGAUAUACGGAUUGGUGCGUUUAACAUUCAGAUAUUCGGUAAAAAGAAGGCGGAGAAUCCAGGCAUAAUGAAUAUUCUUGCCAUGACUGUACGGCGCUACGACAUACUGUUUAUUCAGGAGAUACGAGAUAGGUCAGGGAAGGCUAUAGUGGCCCUUUUGGACCUCGCUAACAACUGGUUAAAAGGGACCAGCCGGUGUAGUUACACCGGCCUUAACCCCAUCGAACACUACGUAUUUGACGAUGGGCCUGAAGGACAUGGUAAAACAGACUUGUUCGAACGGGAACCUUACAUUGUUACCUUCCAAUCUCCAAACACAGUGUUGAAUCGUUUCACGCUGGUUGGAAUACAUAUUGACCCUGACGUUGCCGUGCAAGAACUGAAUGAUCUGCAUGCUCACGUGAUGCCAACGCUUAAAGGAAGGGACGUUCUGAUACUAGGAGAUCUUAAUGCAGACUGUGGGUAUUUGCCCGAGUAUAAGAGGAAAGAGCUUUCCCUGGUUAAAGACUCUGACUAUGCUUGGCUUGUGCCUAACAGGUUGGACACAACGGUUGCCGGUACAGACUGCGAAUAUGAUAGGUUUAUAACGAAGGGUCCUAACUGGGAUGGAGCGAUUAAGGAAGACCGUGUCUGGGUGUAUAAAUUCGAUACAGACUACCUUUACAUUGGUGGAAUGCCCGAAGAAUUGGCAUUGGACGUGAGUGACCACUAUCCGAUAGAAAUUGUUUUACAGGGCGGAUAUUGUGAAAAUUGUGUUAGAUAUGUCAAGUACGUUAUUACUGAUGUUACAGUUUUACUUUCCGACCAAGAUAAGGCUUUGAUCAAGGGUGUGAAAUAUGAUCUCAGGGAUAACCUCGUCUAUGACGAGGUGGGGGCUGUCGUGGCAAGACUGCGCACAGAAGGCAAUCGCGAUGAGUUGAAUCGCUAUAAAGCUCUGUCUGCCAUUGAAAUCAUUAAGGCUGAAGAGACAUCAGAGGCAAUAACUCUGAACAUAGAAUACUUGAGGCGAAAGUGGGGCGAACAACAAUCAUGUACAAUAACAAUAUCUGUGCAAACUAAACCUCAACUUUUGAAAAUUGUAGAGGGGGAGUUAAAUCAUUGGAACGUCAAAUAUGAAAAGACUUAAUUAUUUUUGUUAUAAAUCACGCCUCCCGAAUAUGUUAAAAACAAUUUUUAUUUUAUAUGGCAGAGUUUCGGCAUUCGUCAGAUUUGGUCUUAAAUUGGGACAACAGCGUCUUUUUUCAUUUGUUCUAAAAAUACAACGCUGAACUUAUCCAACAAGCCCUACUUUUCGGGUGAGAAUAGUUGACAUUAUCUGGUCCUAGCUCGAGAGUGUGACCUCACAAACAUUUCUCUCGCAGUUUUUUAAGAAAAUUGUAUUAUACAUAUAGCACCAGUCAAUUGUAGCUACAGGCCCACAGGUCCGGGGGUAUACCGGGGAUAGCCGGGGAAAUGGGACGUGUUUUUACCUUUCCGGUGGCUCCGCAGAGCCGGGUGAAUGCGGUGGUUUUGUCUUCGCACUAAAUAUAGCGGGGAAUGAGCCUUACCUAGGGUGCCUGGGGUGCGGGGGCAUUUUGCGGGGAUUUAACUUCUAGUUCGUCUCCGCAGGGUGGUGAUUUUACCCGGGCUUGGCUUGACCGAAA